This is a messenger RNA of Camellia sinensis, 765 nucleotides long. The record is from RefSeq and is a predicted model, not a curated record. Lineage: Eukaryota; Viridiplantae; Streptophyta; Magnoliopsida; Ericales; Theaceae.
UGUGAUGAACAAGAUAUCAAUGCUGACUUCUUCUGCAGUGAUGGCUCUGCCUCUAGCUGUGAAUCUGUGGUUGCUGCAGCUGGGUAUGUAUGUAUCUUAGCAGCCUCACAUGCAGGCUGAUCAGGUGCGUGGACUAAGUUUGAGAGAAAUCGGAGGUGGUUUUCCAAAACACCAUCGUGCUCCAUCUCUUCAUUGCUAAACCCUUAACAAUGGUGCAAAACAUAAAGAGACUAAGGGGACAUAGGGAUGCUGUUUAUUGUGUGGCGCUUGCCAGAUGGAUUUCCUAUUUCAGUUUUGCGUGGACAUAUAGGAGCUGUUACUGCCAUUGCAUUUAGUCCCCGGCCUAGCUCUAUGUACCAGCUGUUAUCUUGCCAGAUGUUGAAGGCAAGUGGUGCUGCUGGAAUGGCUCCUCAGCGCCGUCGAUCAUCCUCGGCUACUCUGUUUGGAAGGAUGACACAGAGUUUCCGAGGAACUCCGCAAGGAGUUAAUCUUUCCUUUGUAAAUGGUGGCCUGACUGGUGGAGCAGAAACUUUACACGAAGUUGAAGCCAAAUACCCAGCUUUGCUUUUCAAGUAGUAACUUACAGCAUUUGUAGAAAAGAUUUAUGGAAUGAUUUGAGAUAACCUUAAGAAAGAGAUUUCUCCAUUGCUUGGGUUGUGCAUCCAGGCACCAAGAACUUCGAGGGCAAGCUUGGUUAAGGGAUCAUCACGUUCAGUUGCAACUACAGCAGCACAGCAAGCGUUGAUUGCUCACUGGCAAGGGAUU